AUGCAUGUCGCCAAUGAUGGGAGCUUUUACUUGACCAUCGAGGAAAGCAAUGAACUCCGAAAAAAACUUGGAAUGAAACCUCUCAAUGUAACUACAAACCAAACAGCUACAUCAUUGGAAAGAGGAAUCGAGCCAAAAAAUGAAGAAGAUGAAACUUCCGAAGUACAUAAACGGAUCGAGUUAGCAAAAAUAAAAAGAAAAGAAAGAGAAUUAAAGAGGAUAAAAGGAGAAGAUGACGAAGAAGACAUCAAGCCAACAGUUGUAAAAAAAGAAAAAAGAGUAAUUCUUGAAACAAAUGAGGAUGAGGAAAUGAUUCAAAACUCAUCGAAAACCAAAGUCUACGAUUUACACGCUAGUAAACCUACAAUUGCUUCUGAUUUUGAGGCUGUAAAAAAGAAGAAAGCAAAAAAUAUCAGAGUCAAAGAAAAAUUAUCAGAUGCAUCAAUCACUACUUCCGGAGCUGAUUUGUUGUCAAUGAUGGAGUUGAACGCAGCAGUUCUUGGUGAAGAAAGCAAAGCAACCAGCAGAACAGAAAGAAAAAUUUCAAGGAGAGAAGAAAAUCUCUUGUUAGAAGAAAGAGAAAAAGAUAGGAACUAUCAAGAAGCAAUUGACAAAGCUCAUGAGCAAUCUAAAGUUUUACAUCAAUCGUUCAGCUCUAAUUUUGAAACAAAUAGAGAAGAGGACUCAAUACUAAAUUAUAAUCAUGGGAAAAAGUAUGACGCAACUAAGCAUUUUGUAAAAACAAUAUCAAUCGAAAAAGCUGACAAUGAGGAAGAGGCCGUUAUCAAUAAGAGAAAAAGAAAAAGUCAAAGCUUAAGAACAAAAGACGCUGAUGGAGAUCAAGUAAUGGAAGAGGCAAGUCAGACUACUACUAUUGUACAGACAACAGAGGUAAAAAAAGAGGAGGAGGAGCCACCAACGAAUCUUCAAGAAGAGCUUAUUAAGGAGCCAUUAGUAUCUGAUGGAUUGCUUGCAACACUCGAAUUUGCAAAACGACAAGGAUUUCUUGAAGACAAGAGAGUUGGCCGAAAUAAGGAUAAAUCUCACAUUGAAGAGAGAGAAAAAUCAAAAUUACUUGAGGUUAAUGAAGAUAUCGAUUUUGUAAUCGAGCAUUUGGAUCAGUAUGGUCGAGCCACAACACCAAAGCAAGCAUACAUUAACUUUUCACACAGCUAUCAUGGAAACAAGCCAAAGAAAAAGAAAGUGGCUAAGGAAAAAAAAAAGAUGGAAUUGGAGCGACGUAGAAACGCCGGAGCUUCAGAUGACAGCAUGAAAGUUUUGGAGACUGUCAUGAAAGAGACUAAACAACCGUUUGUUGAAAUCACAAAGGAAACCUUUGAAAAAGCUGUGGAGAUUAGAACAAAACUGCAAAAAGAAUUCAAACCCAAAAAGAAGAAGCAAAAGAAGGAGGAAGUAAAAGAAUAG
Molecule: messenger RNA, 1425 nt
Organism: Naegleria lovaniensis
Lineage: Eukaryota; Heterolobosea; Eutetramitea; Acrasida; Naegleriidae
Exons: 1
Coding region: 1-1425 (474 amino acids)
Biological process (GO): maturation of 5S rRNA; mRNA cis splicing, via spliceosome
Cellular component (GO): U4/U6 x U5 tri-snRNP complex
Source: RefSeq, a predicted model, not a curated record